AUGGGGCUGUCCCAAGUCCACAGACUUGAGGCUUCACCCUCGCUUGUUCGCCUUCCAAUCCGUACCCGUCCGGCACUUCAACAGAACAACUUCGCCUUUGCACGACAAGCUCGAUCUCUACACUUUUCGAAAAUCCUUAGUCAAGAUGCUUCUGGCGCAGAAGCUGUUAAGGAAACAGAGGCGGUGGAUGACAACUCUUCCAAAGAUCUAGACGAGACACCUCAAGUGAGAGAAGAACAAUCUACUGCCACUGUAGAGGUUCCAGAUACUUGGAAAGCUAUACCAAGCACUAGCGAAAGGGCUCCAAAGCGAAGAGAGGACAGACCGGAAAGAAAAGCACGAACGGCAUAUAAUCGUGGGGAGAAUAAUUUCAAUGCUCCAGGCACUUCCGGCGCAUUCGACAAGGCGGCAGAAUCCAAGAAACCACGUAUCAAAGGCCCUUCCUCCAACCAACCACAACCAGGAGCAGCAUACUGGAAAGCUCAAAAGGCAGCUCUCAAGGAAAAGUUUCCCGAGGGCUGGAGACCGCGAAAGCGUCUCUCACCCGACGCCCUGGCCGGCAUUCGGGCUCUCAACGCUCAAUUUCCCGACGUCUACACAACAGAGGCCCUCGCAGAAAAGUUUGAGGUGACGCCAGAGGCUAUUCGUCGUAUCUUGAGGAGUAAAUGGCAGCCCAACGCCAUAGAGGAGGAGUCACGACAGGAGCGUUGGUUUCGUCGCGGAAAGGACGUUUGGGAGUCGCGAGCUGCCUUGGGUAUUAAGCCUCCGCAGAAAUGGCGACGUGAGGGUAUUGUGCGAGAUCCUAGUUACCAUGACUGGAAGAAGGAGGCGGUUCAGAGGAACAAGACCCUGGCUGAAAAUGAUGAUUGGGAGAUCAAGCGAGGUUAUAGCCCUCGAGUCAAGCGGACUUCGGCCCCUGAGGGUACUUACACCCCGCGAGUUGCACGAGAGAGGAAAGGUACCUAUACUCCCCGAUCCGAGGGUACUUAUACUCCUCGAACUGGACGAGGAGGGGAUGCUUAA
Molecule: messenger RNA, 1023 nt
Organism: Fusarium poae
Lineage: Eukaryota; Fungi; Ascomycota; Sordariomycetes; Hypocreales; Nectriaceae
Exons: 2
Coding region: 1-1023 (340 amino acids)
Cellular component (GO): nucleus
Source: RefSeq, a predicted model, not a curated record